Messenger RNA from Cataglyphis hispanica, 5539 nucleotides. Its product is annotated as protein grindelwald. NCBI's taxonomy places the organism in Eukaryota, Metazoa, Arthropoda, Insecta, Hymenoptera, Formicidae. Bases 828 to 1571 code for a protein of 247 amino acids. The transcript is spliced from 6 exons. The record is from RefSeq and is a predicted model, not a curated record.
UUUGACGUCCGCGUCCGAUCGACAGUCAAGCGCGGAAAGCCGUCGUCGAUAGUGCGCGAUUGUGUGCCCUUUUACAAACCGCGUUUCGCAAUUUAUUACCGCGAUGCGAGGGAUUCGACGACGACGGCGAGUCAGAGUGCAUCGCGCGUGAUCGUGCGUGGGUGCGUGCGUUGGAUGGGCGCGUGCGCGCGCGCGCGCGCGCGAGAUGCGGAUCGCAUUGUGCGGAUGACCUCGAUUUAAGAAUGGUUGGCGUCUGGUUCGGAUUCGGAGGAAAGUCCAAAGAUCUCAAGAAUAAAAUUCAUGCGCAGAUUUACGUUUGUGCCGCAUUCGAUCUUUCAAUCGUACAAUCAUUACACAUUGCGCUAGUUAAUGUCCGAGAUACGACUUUUUGAUUCACGAUCCAUUCAUUCCAUUCGAUCGCGGCUCUGCCGUUCGAGCAUACGAGUAUCGACGACGUGUCCGACUCGAUGUUUCGCCAUGCGUAGAAGCCAUCUUCGUGAACCAGUCGGGCAACAUUCCUGCGUCCAGACUGCCUCCGACGCGUUCACCGCCUUACCUCUCUGACUUCUGUUCGGACUUUCCUCAGCGAACGUCGCCGAAUCCACUCGCCGAGAGCGCGCCACGAGUAUGGAGCCUGCUCAAGGCGUACCAUUCGAGGGCUGUUAAGAAUCGCCGCAAGAAUCUGUUGCGGGACGAAUCACGAUCGUGUCCUAAAUCCGUGAUUCGGAAGGAUUACAAAAACACAGACACGAGAGGAGAGUGUCGAACCGAUUGGUUAUUUCAUCAACAAAGUUCAUCGCGAGUCGAACCGGCUUUAUCUUAACCGAAUGCUUUCGGAUGUGAUCGUGAACAGCAUGAGAUUGCCGGUGAUAGCUGUCAUCGCGCUGGCUACCUUCUCGCUUGCCGAGCUUGAUCUUCGAGGUGCCAAGUGCGGCGAGAAACGUUGCAAUGUGUCGGAAUAUUGCAGCCCCUUCGACAUGCACUGUAGACCAUGUUCGGUCGCAUGUGACGUGAACAGCCACAAUUAUCAACCAGAGGAGUGCACGAAAGACUGUCAAGUUUAUCUUCAUGAUCAACGCUACAUGGAACGUAUGGAUUCAAAUAGGCAGUACGAUGAUCUCAGAGAGGAGAUGCAAAGACUCAAGAAUUGGUUCGCGAUCACAACGACGUUGACCUGUUUCUCACUAUUGGGAAUGCUGUACCUGCUGGGAAAGACUUUAAUACGGUGGGAAAGGAUCCAAAACACCUUGCGUGCCGUAUUCAGAAAGAAUCUCGUGAAGGUGGCGAAUAAGAAUAAAGAGGACAUGGAGACCGCUGUGAAUAAACAAAGUGAUCUCAAAUUGACUAUACCGAGCAUAAGUGCAACAGUUGAAUCAGAAGCCAAGAUCACCGAGAACAGUAGUAGUAAUAGUAACGGGAAUAGCACUACCCCGAAUACCACGAGUACCCCUCUGUCACGGCGAUGUGCCAGCGAGGACACCACGCUCGAUUAUGCGUACGAUAAUCCGGCGAUGACGCCGAGCCCAGAAGCGGCGCAGCUUAGAACAAAAGCUCGCGAGAGCUCGUUUUAAGAUUAUAGAUUUAACGCAACUUAAGGAGCUACACCUAAGAUUGUUCUCGACAAAGUCGAGAAGCAGAUCUUAAAACGAACAAUAUUCCUAAAUGAAAAUGUUUGUACGUUUUAAAAAAAAAAACACACAAUUUAAAGUUCCGCGAAAGGAACAACCUUUGUGAUAUUGUAAUUGUUUUUGUGAAAAAAAGAAGAAAUGUUUGAUCAGAGAAUAUUGAAAGAAAAAAAAAAAAAAAAAAAAAAUUGUUUUACCGGAACUUUGAAUGAUUCUGGUCUAAGUGAGCAGGAAAAUGGAAAUAGGAUGUGACAAAGUGCGAUAUGAAUGAAAUAUGACGUGGCUAGUAUUUUUUAUUUUGCGAUUGUACAUUGAAGUAUUUUGUAAGAUUUUUCACGUUUUUACGAACGAGGAUUUUUUGGGAUAUUAUAAAUGCAUAAUGGAAUGGAGGACGAUCGAACGAGAUCGUUCGUCGCCACUUUGUCUUUCUUAUAUAUAAAUGCUCGCGCGACUUUUCUCGUGUAUUUUAAAGAGUUUCUAAAAGCGAUAUUCACAGUCGAUUGGUAUUCCAUGAAUAACCGCAGCCUCGCAUAGAAUAAUCAUUCAUAAUUAUUUUAUUUCACAAUAAUCUCUGAAUCAUUAAAUGCCGCGUCAUAAAUUAAAUGACUUGAUAUUAAUGACAAUUUCAAUUAAAGCUUAGAAUAUAACGUGUGAUUAUUUUUUUAUAUCGUAAAUAAAUUAGAUGUAAAAUAAGAAAAGCAAUAUUUCAAUUAUAACAACACAAUUGUGUUUUUGAAUCGAAACUGUGAGUAUCGCUCUAAUUACUUGUAUAAUUUUUAUAUAGUGUAGUAAAUUUGGAGUGACUCGUGAAUGCGUAUUACGCCUCCGCGAACCGUGCGGCUGUGUGACUUAAUUAACAUUUAACGUGAUUAACGCGACGUGCUCGCGCAACUUGCAUAUAUGCGCGCGGUGCAAUCUCGUCGACUCGAUGCUCUCAGUCUUAAACUAUCGUCGUCAUGGCGAAAUAUCUUGUUUCAACGAAAUUACAAUACCAAUGCCUCCAUUGUAUUUUGAAAAAAACUGUGAUGUGCGUUGCCUCUAAAAUAAUUUUUUCCUCAAUUUAAAAUUAUUUUUUCAUUAAUUUUCUUUCAGUUUAUAACUAUCUUUUUGUUAGUAAAUUUUUUUUGACACUCCUUUUUUUAUGUCAAAUUUUCUGAUCCUAAUAAUUAAAUUAUACAGCGAGAAAUAUUCUUUAGCGGACAUUUUAAAUAUUUUGACAAUUGUUUUUUUUUUUUUUACAUAGAUAUUAAAAUGAUAUCAAUAUCACGAAUUAAAAGUCGACGAUCAGCGCUUAAAUGUUUGUAAGUUAUGCACUGCGUGCAUCAUAUAUGCCUUUAGUAGUAAGUACUUAAAUAUCUUAAGAGAGAAUCGCAUCCUUAUCAGCCAUUCCGUCCAUGAAAGGCCUUCGGAGCAAACGUGCGCAUGCAAGGCGCACUUUGCAUAGGUCAGUGACGUUGCACGCGAGGACGCGAAGGAAGAUCGAUAUUAAUUUUUGUGGCGAACCGACAAGCGCCAACGCUCAAGAAACAUUCUAACGUUUUUAAAUCCCGCGAUAACGUAUUUCAAAUGUGACUAUAACGGGGUGCAUAUACGUAUACUAUUUCACUUUAUUUGCUAUUAGUUCUGGAAAACUUUUAAAAAUAUUUAUUGCAUUUUUUAAUUUUUUUUUAGUUUCAAAAAUGUUGAAAAUAUUGACUGCUGAUAAUAGAAUUUUGCAUAAAAUGCAAUUUGCUCAAAACGAAUGCGCUCAAACAUCGCUUGCUCCUGGAAAAUUUUUUACAUUUAUCUACCGGGAGGAAGUGCUCGAUUGAUGCUCAGCUUUAUUGCUCAAAAUAAAAAAAAAUGUUUUUGUGAUUAAUAAUUUUUUAAACAAAUUUCAAUUUUAAUUACAAAAUUUUUCCAAUUAAAUAUAAAUUAAUUUACAUGAAGGAUGGCAAAUUAAAUAUGCGAUAAUGUUUUUGAUAUACCUUUUUAAAAAAAAAAUCAAAUAAUAUAAUAAUAAUCAAAUGAUAUUCUUGUGCAGAUUGAAUUGAUUAAUUCUACAAUAUCAAUUUUAGAAUUUGAAUUCACAAUAUUCAAGAAUAUUUAUUGAUCUUAUAACUUAAAAAAUUUAGACAAAAUUUAUAAAAAGUUGCCUAUUUCAAUAAUCGAAUUAAUUGAAAAAUUAACGUUUAUAUCAGUUGAAGAUAUCAAAUACUCCAUGCAUGCCUCGCAGACAUCACUGACCUUAGAUUUAAUCAUGUACACACCAAUUCACUAUUCUUAGCUAUUAGCGAAUUAGCAAUAAUUUCAUACACUACAGCGCAAUUUUCACUUUGCUUUUGAUUCACCUUUCGAAGGUGGAUCAACGUCUUCCAGAAAUGAAGAUAUUAACUUUGCCCAGAGGCAGCUCCUAGUCUUAAGUUCUCGUGUCGAAUUGUAAAUAUAGCGGAUAGAUUUUUCCCAGAAAGUCCCUGUUUUUUUCGUUGUUCGAUAAGUUUAAGUAAGAAGAUAUAAAGGAACUUUUUGUUUUCCCAUCAAAUGUUAAAAAGUGUAAAAAUAAUAAUGGCUUGAAAUUUUAUAAGUAUAAGCUCUUCUCAACUUUUCUUCCAAUAUAUUUCAAUAAAUUUUAUUUAAUUUUAAUUAUCUUAUUAAUUAUUUUAGUGAAUGCGAGAAGUAUGGUUUUUUAUUCCGGAUUUAAUAUAAUUAUUAAAUGCACAUUAUAUGACAUUACAUGAAUAUAUAUUGACGAUAUUAAACAGUUGAUUAAAAACAUAUGCUCUAUAUAUUCUCGAAUAUGCUCUGAUAUUCUCAAUCUUUCAAAUCAUUUUAGAAAAUAUUAGAUACAUAAAUAUUAGAUAUUUGUUUAUUAAUUAUUAUUAAUAAUAAUAAUUUUAAUAUAUCAAAUAUUUGUUGUUGCGAGAACGUUGACAUUUUUUUGCUUUAUUUUUAGCAGAGCAUGUGCAUUUGGAUGUGUUUGUUAGUCUUACAUAGCAUGUUCUGAGAAAAAUGUAAUCGAAAAAAAUAUUAACGGCGUGCCUUUUCGACGGAUCUUUUGGAAGUUGAAAUAUAUUUGUAAUAUAGAAAAUAAUAUAACUAUGUGUAAAUAUAAUAUAAGCCAGAAAUAACGAUCUUUUAUCUACAUACGUAAAAUAUUAAUUAUCUUCAGUAAUUUAAAUUAAUUGCAUUAGAAGUUUUUGAACUUGUUAGGUUAAUGUGUGCCAAAAUUUUAUUUAUAAAAAUAUUCUAUAUAAUACAUACAUAUACAUAUAUGUGAGAAUUGUUAUCAAUUUUUUGAUCAGUUAAUAUUUUAUUCUCAUAAAAAUAAAUAACUUAUUCAAUUUUAAAUAUUGUAUAAAAUAUAUGCUGCAAUUACAUAUAUAUUUUACGUAUGUAUAUAAAAAUGUCGUUUUUCGAAAGAUAUUGUUAGCAUCGAUAUUUAAAAUACAUUUGUUUAAUUCAUUGAUUUAUCCACUACAUUGCAUCACAAGAUAUAAAUAAGAUGUGGCUUAACUAUAGUCGCGAAGCUAAGUAAGGCGCUUAAAAUUAUUAAGACUCGUUAAUACGACGAUUUUACAACGUUUGUAAACAUUAUAAUAUUUGUAAAAUAUUUUUGUUUGCUAUAUCGUGUAUAUUGUGAAGAAUUUAUAUUUGUCAUAAGUGUCAUAAGUGAUUCAGAAAAAUCGACGCGAUAUACAUUCCAUUGUAGAUUUUUUGGAGAUACGUUAGUGUCGAAAUAUAUUUAUAUCUUUCGAGCGAAUAUCAGAUAUUUUACUGAUUGUUACCAUAUCGCUUUCGAAAAAGAGUGAAUAUGCAUCGUUUUUAAUUACAUAUAUUUCUGAUGUCGCAUUUUUCGUGUUAAUAUACGAUAAAAUAUUUUUACCGAGCAGUUGACGUCUUCGUCUUUUGUAAAUAAAGAGAUAUAUAGCAAUGAA